UGACAGUUCGGUUGCUCGCGGUCGUAGUGUACAAUCAGCUGCAGCAUGGGCCGAUUCUGGUCAACGAGUCUGCGCGACGAGAUCACGCCGCUGCUGCGGCUCGCGCUGCCGAUCUUCGUGUCGCUCAUGAGCUUCUUCGCACUCUCGAUGACGGAGCUCAUUGUCGCCGGGCACCUUGGCACCACCGAGUUCACGGCGGUCGCGUACGCGCAGCUCGUGCUCGACUUCACCUUGAUCAUCUUCACGCAAGGCUUCAACAAGGGCCUCGACGCGCUCGCGUCGCAGGCGUUUGGCGCCAAGAACUUUGCGCUCAUCGGGCGCUACACGCAAACGACCUGCCUCUGCUUGACGUUUGCCUGCGUCCCGAUCGCGUGCAUCUGGUGGGUCUGCGCCGACGCACUCUACAUCGUCCGUGGCGUCGACCCGAAAAGCAUUGAGCUCGCGCGCCUCUACACACGCAUCUCGAUCCUCUGGCUUUGGCCGCGGCUCAUGUUUCAGGCCGCGACCGUCUUUUUCCAAGCGCAGCAGAUCGUCUUGCCCUCUGCGGUUUGCUCGCUCACAGCAGUGCUCUUCAAUGCGCUGCUGAGCGUCUUCUUCGUGCACGGAGGCUUUGGCAUGGCCGGCCUCGGCUUUGUCGGAUGCCCGCUCGCGAUGGUCGUGACGCAGUCGCUGCGGCUUCUGGGCUUUCUGACGUACAUGACGCACCUCCGCGGGUACCACCGGCAUGCGUGGAGCUGGAGCUGGGACUUUCUCGACGCGCGCUACAUCAAGACGCUCGUGGCCAUCGGCGUCCCGCUCAUGCUCGGCCAAGCCUUUGAGAACGCACAGUUUCAGACCAUGGCGUUCUUUGCGUCCAUGUGCAGCGAGAUCUCGCUGGAUGCGCACAACGCGACCAUGCAGCUCGUCUUCUUCCUCACGUCGCCCAUCUACGGCCUCACGGACGCGGGCGUGAACCGCAUGGGCAUGUACCUCGGCGCGGGCAACCCGACCAAGGCCAAGGACGUGAGCCACUUAUUGUUUGCGUGUAUUUUCAGCAUGUCGGCCGUCAUCGCGCUGCCGUGGAUGCUCUCGCGACACGUGAUUGGCCACGUCUACUCGAACGACGCCGCCGUGCACGAAGCGAUGGCCACGAUCACGGUCGUGGCCGCCGGCGGGUACAUGGCGCUCUCCGUGUUCUACUACUCGAUGGCCACGCUGCGCGCACAAGCCAAGGCCGUGCCCGUCAUGCUGGCGUUCAUUUGCGGCGCGUGGCUCCUCGGCGUCCCGUCCGCGUACGUGCUUGGCGUGCACCUCGAGCUCGGGCUCCUCGGCGUCUGGAUCGGCAUGGCGCUCGGGUACUCUGCGACGACAGCAAUCGGGUUUUACCAUGCGCAGCGCUCCGACUGGGCGGCGGAAGCGGCCAAGGCCGUCGAGCGCAGUGCCAGGAAGCAGCACCCCGCGACCGAGACCACCAAGUUCGUGUAAUAACAGGUCAACAGCCUUCGUGGACGGCCCAA
Molecule: messenger RNA, 1496 nt
Organism: Saprolegnia diclina VS20
Lineage: Eukaryota; Oomycota; Saprolegniomycetes; Saprolegniales; Saprolegniaceae
Exons: 4
Coding region: 46-1464 (472 amino acids)
Biological process (GO): transmembrane transport
Cellular component (GO): membrane
Molecular function (GO): antiporter activity; xenobiotic transmembrane transporter activity
Source: RefSeq, a predicted model, not a curated record